UUAGUGGAGGGGGGGCCCGGCGGCGAGAGAGAAAGUCAAGUCAAUGUUAUUUGUCUAUCAACACUUGGUUUCUCAACCAUCCGUUUACACCACUCUUCUGGAUUCAUAAAUAUCUGCUGCUGGAUGGUAUCCUCAGAUAUCGUCGCAGAGGAGAGAGAAUCGGCCAGAUCUGAUUCCUCUCCGGGACAGGAAGAUCAAAACAAGCCUGUGGGAUGGAUUUCUCCGACGUGAGCACGGUUAUCAGCCUCCCUGUGCUUGUAAAAAUCACAGAUAACUUUUCUGACAAGAAAUCAGUUGGCAAAGGUGCGUAUGGAGAAGUUUACAAGGCUCUAUACAAUGGCCAAGAGAUCGCAGUGAAGAAGCUUCAUCCCUUGGCAGGACUUAAUGAUGAACCAUUUGACAAUGAGUUCCGUACCCUAAGCCAGAUCCAGCAUCAAAAUGUCGUUCAACUAAUUGGCUACUGCCACGAAUCACGAAUUAAUUACGUUAAGCAGGAUAAAGAAAUAAUUAAGGCUACUGUGAAGGAGCGGAUCCUCUGCUUCGAAUAUAUGAAGGGUGGAAGCCUUGAGAAAUACAUCAAAGAUGAUUUUUGUGACCUUGAUUGGCCCAUAUGUUACAAAAUAAUUAGGGGUGCAUGUGAGGGUUUAAAUCACCUUCACAAUGAGCUAGACGAGACUAUUUACCACCUGGACUUGAAACCUGCUAACAUACUACUGGACGAGGACUUGACGCCCAAACUUGCAGAUCUUGGUAUAUCCAGAGUUGUUUACACAACGAGAACCCACCAUACAGAGAGACUCACCCUCCAAGGAACACUCGGGUACAUGCCACCAGAAUACAUAGAUCAUAGUGAUAUAUCAAAGAAAUUUGACGUGUACAGUUUGGGAGGUGUCAUUAUAAGACUAAUGGAUGGAAACAAGUGCAGCACCCGCUACUCUGGUAUGGGUGCCCAAGAAUAUAUUAAGCACGUAAUGGAAAACUGGGAGAGAAGGCUGCAGGGGACUUCGAGGUCUCAACCACACAAAAUAGGCAUACUACAAGCCAAGAUGUGUCUUGACAUAGCAUUACGAUGCGUGGAGAGGGACCGAAGUAAAAGACCAACUAUUAAGGAAAUCGUCGGUGAACUGGAAGAACUAGAAGCCAAGAUUAAAAAAAUGUCACUAGAUCAGUCAAAAGGCACAGUUGGUCAGACAAGACCUGACACUAGAGUCGUUGCUGCCGAUCCGAAGGAGCUGCGCUUCCUGUUCAAGCCAAGGAUGGACAUAUCAACCUGCCUGCAGCUUACCAACUUGACUGAUGGCUUCCUUGCGUUUAAGAUAAAGAUCAACCAAAGUAAGUACUACACGCAGCCUAACAAAGGAAUCAUGGAACCGUGUUCCAGGUGCUACAUCUCUGUGACGCUGAGGGCACAGGAGGCGGCACCGCCGAAUAUGCAAUGCAACGACAUGUUCAUUGUGGAGAGCGCCAAUGUCCACGAGGAAUUCACAACUGAUGAGAUCACUGAAGAAUGCUUCCAGGACGACCAAGUUAUGGCAGGAAAAGUGGAGGAACUGCCAAUUGUUUAUGUCGCAACUAAUUAAUUUCCACGCCACUAUUAAUUAGUGUUGCCAACAGAGGGUUAUUUGUUCACUUGUGGAUUUAUUAUGCUUUUCGGAGUGUGGUUACCUUUGAGGGCAUGUUCGUUUACCUUCAAUCCAAGUGGAUUGGAGGGGAUCAAAGGGGAUUUUCACUUGUUGGGGAUCAAAUCCCUCUCAAUCCCCUCCAAUCCAUUGGGAUUAUAUUAGUGAUGAAACAAACAUGCCCUGAUGGUUAUCGUGCAUGGAUUGAUUUAUUAUCAUAUGGUAUCAUAUAUGAAUCUACUUGCUGCGUAUGGGUUUUCGAAUAA
Panicum virgatum (switchgrass) is the source of this 1885-nucleotide messenger RNA. RefSeq names its product putative receptor-like protein kinase At4g00960. The transcript has 7 exons. NCBI's taxonomy places the organism in Eukaryota, Viridiplantae, Streptophyta, Magnoliopsida, Poales, Poaceae. Gene Ontology annotation, molecular function: ATP binding; protein kinase activity. Gene Ontology annotation, biological process: protein phosphorylation. The coding region runs from base 213 to 1580 and encodes 455 amino acids. The record is from RefSeq and is a predicted model, not a curated record.